Rotaria sp. Silwood1 is the source of this 2085-nucleotide messenger RNA. The record is from the annotation of a GenBank genome assembly. Lineage: Eukaryota; Metazoa; Rotifera; Eurotatoria; Philodinida; Philodinidae.
AUGACAAGUGAAAUACGUCGUUCAACACGAUCUCGAUCAAGUUUAAAUGUUAAAUUUGUUGAUGAUCCUGAUUAUGAUGAACAUACAUUUGAAGACGAUCAGGGCGACGACGACAACAUUGACGAACUGCCGGUGGCGCGUGUUAAACAAGAGCAUCAGCGACACACUAGUCAAAAUAAUAAUACCAAUAGUAGCAUUAUAAAAAGACGUCGUGGACGACCAGCUAAACGUGAAUUAAUCCAUGAUAAUGAUGAAGAUUGGCAUGUUGAAAACGAAGAAGAUUUUUCAACAGUUACAUUAAGUCCUCAAGUUAAUUCAUCUGUUUAUGAAUUUAGUGAAAAUUCAAAUCGAAAAAGUUUUAGUUCAAUAGGAAAUAAUAUUUCACGUGAUUCAACUAAAAAUUCGAUUAAAGUUCGUCGUGAUGAAAAACAUUUAUGUCAUUAUUGUAAUUAUUGUACGGGUAAAAAAUAUCUUUUACAACGUCAUCUUAAAUCUCAUUCAACUGAACGACCACAUAAAUGUACAUACUGUUCAAAUACAUUUAAAACAACAGCACAAUUACAAAAUCAUGUUAAUACACAUCUUGGUAUUAAACCAUUUCAAUGUAAAUUUUGUGAAUAUAAAUUUACAACAAGUGGAGAAUUAAUUCGUCAUGUUCGUUAUAAACAUACAAUGGAAAAACCACAUAAAUGUGAAGAAUGUGGUUAUGCAACAGUUGAAUUAAGUAAACUUCGUCGUCAUAUACGAACACAUACAGGCGAAAAACCAUAUUCAUGUCCACAUUGUUCGUAUUGUAGUCCGGAUACAUUUAAACUUAAACGUCAUUUGCGUGUUCAUACAGGCGAACGACCCUAUCAAUGCACAGUUUGUAAAUUUCGAUUUACUCAAAGUAAUAGUUUAAAAGCACAUAUGUUAACACAUCAAGCAAAUGCACAAAAAUUUCAUUGUACAUAUUGUCCAACAGUAUUAACACGUAAAGCUGAUCUUAAACAGCAUAUGAUUAAGAAACAUGCUAAUAAUGAAGAUUUUGUAACAUGUCUUAAAUGUGAUCAAGAAUUUGCUGAUCCACAUGAAUUAAAUCAACAUAAAAAAAUUCAUCAUGAAAAUAAUACUAAUUUUAAUGUACCUCGUAUUCAGCUUACUUGUUCAUUAUGUACAUAUAAAACAUUUUCACAACAUAUGCUUGAUGAUCAUAUGAAUUCAGAACAUCGAGACUAUCGAACAUUUCAAUGUAAUGAAUGUGGCUUAAUGUAUGCAACACGUGGUGAUCUUCGACAACAUAUAACAAAAGUUCAUCGUUGUGGUGUUUAUGCAAAAAUUCCUGCUGGUGGUUUAUCAAUUCGACCAAGAACAUAUUCAUCAUCAUUAAAAAAUUCUCAACGUUCAUCAUCAACAUCAUCAUUAGCACCAAUAAAACAGCAAGUACAACGGCGUGAAACAAUUUAUCGUUGUGGAUUAUGUUCAAAUAAAUUUCCACAUAUACGUGCCAUUGAACGUCAUCAUUAUGAUGCACAUCAUAUUGAUCCAUUUGAUGUUGAAGCAAUGAAAAAUGCUACAAUACAAGAUGAAGAAGAUAUUGAAGAUGAACAAGAACAAGAACAAUCGAUUACACAUGUUCAAUCAGAACAACAACAACAACAACAAGAAAUAUAUAACAGAGAUGAAGAUGAACAAAUGGCUAUUAUACAAUUUCGUAGUCAACAUCAAAAUGCUGAACAAUCACCAUUAAUUGUCAAAAUUGAAAGAGAUGGUUAUGAUAAUUUUGAAACUGCUGAUGAUUUCCUAUCAAAUAAACCAAUACCACGUACUCAUCAAUUACAAAAUGCACGUCGAACAUUAUCAAAAAAUUCUUUUGAUAAUUCAUAUUAUCAUGAUUCAUUAAUAACAAAAAAAGAAUUUUUACAUAAUUCAAAUGAUGAUAUGAAAGAACAUUAUGAUGAUUAUAUGGAUAUUGAUCAUAAAUAUGAAAUGGGUGAUAUAUUUGUCGAAAAUAUAGCUGAUGAUGAUGAUAAUAUGAUUAAUGACGAUGGUGAAAAUUUUAUUUUUAAAUAUCGCUCAUCAAGUCAAAAGUUGACUGUAUUUUAA